AUGACUUUCAACCGCUUCACCAGGCUGGUCCUUCUAGCCUUUGUUUUCCAAGGCACUCAAGCUUUGGGUUUUGAGUCUCAAACAGCAAGGCUGGCUCCUCGCGGGUUGAGAUUCCAAAGAAGAGGACAUGACGAUCAGGCUCCCAAGACCUUGAAGCUCAAGUCGGAUGACGUAGCCCGCUCAGAAAACCAAACCUCAACUAUUCCAGCGCAAGAUGUCGCUAAAAACCCGACAGAAAUCAAGCUGGAUACAGGCAACGUAACCAACGAUGGAAGUCCGGCCACGAUCCUGGGGCAAGAUCCUCAGAAUACAACUAAGGCUGGCGUCACAAUUCUGGCGGAAAUAGCAUCGGGUGGGGAGGCUCCGGGUACCAUACAUCUGGAGUCCCGUCUGCAAAACCAGACGGACAAUGCAAGCCAAACAGCCGGUGUUCAGCUGGGCCAAAAGGCACCGACCACUGAAGCCUCACCCAAUGCAACCCAAGCAACAGAUCCAAAGGCAACCACGGCUGCUACAGAACAGGUCAAAGUUGAUUUAGUUGCCAGCGCAGACGUAGGGACUCUAAAGGUCGAUUCAGCCCCCCAAACCCCCAACAACGUCACCGCCGAACUGCACACGGGGUCCGAUGCUAAAAAUGCCACAGUUUCCUUAGAGUCAGCACAAAAGGCUGAUGCUGCUCCAAAAUCCCCGCCUGAGCCUACGGCGAAUCCUGGUACUGACCCAAAAACCCGCGGUACUGAACUCGGCCAAAAGCCCCCAACCACUGAGGCCCCAGCAACAGCUCCAAAAGAAACCAAGCCUGCGACGGCUGCUACCGAAAAUGUUAAACUUGAUUUAGUUACGUCUACUAGCGCCGAUGCAGGGACCGUAAAAUUAGCUACCACUACCAGUGCCGACGCAGAGACCGCAAAAGUCGAUCCAGCCCCCAAAACGGCUACCAACGUCACAGCAGAACUACAGACGGGGAACGAUGCUAAGAAUGCCACAGAAAAAGUCGAUGCUGCUCAAAAAACCCAGCCUGAGCCUGCUGCGAAUCCGGGUACUGAUGCCAAACUUGGCGGUGUCGAACUGGGCCAAAAAGCACCAGCCACUGAAGCACCGGCCAAUGCGGCUCCAGCAGCAGAUCCAAAAGAAACCAAACCGGCGACGACUGACACGGAAAAUUUGACCAAAGUCGCAGCAGAACUGCAGACGGGAGCCGCUCCUAAAAAUGCCACAGUCGCCCCGGAGAAAGCCAAAGAAGAGCAAAAAGAAGGGUAA
Molecule: messenger RNA, 1260 nt
Organism: Puccinia triticina
Lineage: Eukaryota; Fungi; Basidiomycota; Pucciniomycetes; Pucciniales; Pucciniaceae
Exons: 3
Coding region: 1-1260 (419 amino acids)
Source: RefSeq, a predicted model, not a curated record